Molecule: messenger RNA, 2690 nt
Organism: Seriola dumerili (greater amberjack)
Lineage: Eukaryota; Metazoa; Chordata; Actinopteri; Carangiformes; Carangidae
Gene: snx5
Product: sorting nexin 5
Exons: 13
Coding region: 120-1319 (399 amino acids)
Biological process (GO): pinocytosis
Cellular component (GO): endosome
Molecular function (GO): phosphatidylinositol binding; dynactin binding
Source: RefSeq, a predicted model, not a curated record
AAGCGAUUUGACAGCUCGUCAGGCAGCUAACCAUUCCGCGGAGGAAGAGCUUCCUGCAUAUAGUUUUGUUAUUUGGGUUGUUGGCCUAUUCUUGCCAUUCCGUCGAUUUCAGCCCAAUCAUGACAUCCACCUUAGACGAAAACAGCAAGGAAAAGAUGCGCUCUGUGUCUGUGGAUCUAAACAACGAUGCCUCUCUUCUCAUUGACAUUCCUGAUGCACUCUGUGAAAGGGACAAAGUCAAGUUCACUGUCCAUACAAAAACCACUCUUAGCUCUUUCCAGAAGCCAGAGUUCUCUGUUCCCAGGCAGCAUGAAGACUUCAUCUGGCUACAUGACACUCUGGUUGAGACAGAGGACUAUGCUGGCCUGAUAAUUCCUCCAGCACCCCCAAAGCCUGACUUUGAGAGCCCAAGAGAAAAGAUGCACAAACUGGGGGAAGGUGAAGCCACUAUGACCAAAGAGGAGUAUGCUAAAAUGAAGCAGGAGCUGGAGGCUGAAUACCUGGCUGUUUUCAAGAAGACUGUCCAAGUGCACGAAAUCUUCCUGCAGAGAUUGUCCUCUCACCCCAUUUUAAGCAAAGACAGAAACUUCCAGAUUUUCUUAGAGUAUGACCAGGAUCUGAGUGUGAGAAGAAAGAAUGCCAAGGAAAUGUUUGGAGGAUUCUUUAAAAACAUGGUGAAGUCAGCUGAUGAGGUCCUUAUCUCAGGAGUAAAGGAAGUUGAUGACUUUUUUGAGCAGGAGAAGACAUUCCUGCUUGACUACUACAGCAAGAUAAAAGAUUCCACUGCUAAAGCAGAGAAAAUGACCCGCGCCCACAAAAAUAUUGCGGAUGAUUAUAUUCACAUCUCUGCCACUCUGAACAGUAUCUCUGGGGACGAUAGUACUGCAAAUAAGAAACACCUGGAGAAGUUGUCAGACCUGUUUGAGAAGCUUAGAAAAGUGGAGGGAAGAGUAGCAUCUGACCAGGAGCUGAAACUGACAGAGUUGCUAAGAUACUACAUGAGAGACAUCCAGGCUGCUAAGGACCUUUUGUACAGGCGAGCUCGGGCAUUAGCUGACUAUGAGAACUCUAACAAGGCUUUGGAUAAGGCCCGACUGAAAAGCAAGGACAUACCCCAGGCAGAGGAGCACCAGCAGCACUGCCUGCAGAAAUUUGACAAGCUUUCAGAGUCUGGGAAGAAAGAGCUCACCGGUUUCAAGGGCAGGCGUGUUGUGGCCUUCAGGAAGAACCUCAUAGAGAUGGCUGAGCUGGAAAUAAAACAUGCCAAGAACAAUGUGACUCUACUGCAGGGAUGCAUUGAUCUGCUCAAGAGCAACUGACAUGUUUUCACAUGUUCCUUUCCUACCAUCACCAAGUGACCAGUCAUAACAAAUGGAAAUCUGGCGUCCCCGGGGCCUUGCAUGGACAUGAAUCUAAGCCCUAUCUCUGCUCCCACCCAGGGGUCUGAUGCCACUUUAAAACCCUGCACGAGACCAAGUGUCUUGUAAGCAGAAUGUCUUCAUGUUUACAGAGUCCCUGUCCUCUGGUCUGUGGUCCAUCCUUUUCCAUUAUUUAUGGAAGUCAAACUCGGUGUGAAUGCCUUUAGAGAAUGAGGCUGCCAACAUUAAGGUCUUCCAUAUUUUUUCAGCACCAACAGAGGUGACUUCUCUUUUUUGUUAAUUUCUUUGAUUUCUCAUUACUACAUUAUGCACAUAGUAAAAACCUUGCCUUUUUGAUCAUGUUUCUGCCUCCAUAAAUUUCGACUCUAAUAUCCUCCCUAAUGUAAAUACCUUUUUAAAAAGGCUUAGAGAAUGUUUUUUUUUUCACAUAGCCAUAAUGUAAGUUUUAUUUCAUAUGCUUAAUCUAUUGGGGCUUUUACGUUUGCUAAUGGAACAGUUUUACAGAAGCAAAACUAGUGCCUGGAAAAAAAAAUCCUCAUGCUCUGCAUUCCUGGGCUCUGAGAUUAGUGUGCAACCAAACCAACCCUCUAGUAUUGAAACUCAUGACUGACUUCGAAGACAAGACAGAUGAUUUUCAUGUGUUCAAAAAUAGCUGCACUUCACCUCAGGAAUGGACAGUUGGAUGAGUCCCAAUAUUCUUGUUUGUCAGAAGUGGCCUCAGAUCCCACAGUUCUCAAAGACGCACGUUAGGUUUGCAAAUAUGGAUGAAUCAUAGAAGAUUUCAUCAAGAGAUUGGUGAGAAGAAUAAGUCAAACUAAAGGCUAUUGAGUAUUAGCAUUUUCAUUUAAGAAAAGUCAACAUUAGUAAUGGUAAUGGUUUUAUUUGCACAGGGCACCCAUAACACCCCUGCACUACAUGUAUUAUGUUCUCAGCAGCUUCUUCACCCCAACCGAUUCAUGCUUUCCUUUUCAGUGUGAAAUUAUUGUUGUUUUUCUUUAUUAUUUUUUGCCCUAAAUUCCUCUUUGUUAUUGACAGGCUCUCAUGUACAAGACCCAAUAUAUUUUACCAGAUCCUCUAAGCUGUUUAUUUCAAACAGUCAGAGGAAGGUGCACUAAAAAGAUGAAAAAUACUUUACAAUCGUGACCAGGCUCAGUGGAGUGUUAAAAUGCAUUAUAGUUUUUUAAGAAAUUGAAUGUAUUUCUAAUGGAUUCCAACUGUGUGAAUUCCUUUACAUGAUGCUUUUCUUACAGAUCAUUAGCAUUUUAUAAAUUUGUAAUAAUGGCAUUGAAUAAAUCCUACUUUCCCAAGUUU